This is a messenger RNA of Adineta ricciae, 1554 nucleotides long. The record is from the annotation of a GenBank genome assembly. NCBI's taxonomy places the organism in Eukaryota, Metazoa, Rotifera, Eurotatoria, Adinetida, Adinetidae.
AUGAUACCAGUUGCAAAACGACGUAGUUUUUGGUAUUUAUCAUUGAAUGAUAUCUUAACUAUAUUGUGUGCAAUAGCUGUACCUAUCGCUCUUGGUAUUUAUACGGCAAUUACUUAUCAACAAGAACAAGAACAAAUUGAUCGAGCACAAGAAUUUAAUUUACAACAAGCAACAGAAUUAAGACGAGAUUCAGUCUAUGAUCAGCUUCUAAGUAAUAUGUAUAGACUGGAUAAGGAUGGGUAUUUAAAUGAUUCACAAGAUCCAUGGGCAUUUGCUAAUGCUUAUUAUCGUACUGCACAUCGUCAAUUAGAUCCUACACGUAAAGCAGAUCUUUUACAAUUUCUCAAAGAAAAAAAGUUGGUUGGUAGAAGUAAUUGUACUGCACAAUGUUUAGGAUUGAAGAUAGUACCGGAUAUAAUUCGUUUAGAAGAACUAAAUUUUGAUUAUGUAAAAUUAAUUAGUCAAACGGGUUCAUUGAAUCAAUUAAAACUUGAUUGUGUUGUAUUUAAUCAUGUAUCAUUGAUCGGUGCAAUAUUUUUAUAUUCUAAUUUAAAUGGUGCAUCUUUUGAUCAUGGACGAUUAAAUAACGCGAAGUUUUAUGAUGUAUCUUUGAAAUGUGCUACUUUUGAUGGUGUAGAUUUACACGGAACGGAUUUUGGAAAUGCAGAUUUAACUGGUGCACACUUCGCAAAUGUCGAUUUAUCUACAGCUAAGUUAACAAAACAACAGUUAAAACAAGCAUCUUUUUAUAACACAAUAAUGCCAGAUGGAACCAAGAGUGGUAUAACAACAUCAACAACCUCAACGUCAUCAUCAACAACCUCAACUUCAACAACCUCAACAACCUCAACGUCAUCAUCAACAACCUCAACUUCAACAACCUCAACAUCAUCAUCAACGACUUCAACUUCAACGCUAACAACAUCAACAUCAUCAACAACAUCAACAACAUCAACAUCAUCAACAACAACAUCAAUGAGCACUGUAAUAACUACAGAAAUGUCAUCUACAAUCAUCGAAACGUCAACAAUAGCAAAAACUAUGCCUACAACGAAAAAUCAAUAUCUUACGACGCAAAAACAUUGUACAACCGUGAUUACUUUCGAUGAUAUUCCUGGACAAUCAAAUACUUCUGGUGUUAUUCCUAAUAGUUAUAAAAAUUUCACUUGGAUGAAUGCCAAUUAUAUCAGUGAUUCGAUAUUACCCAUCAGUGGUGCGUAUCAAAAUAAACGACAUAGUCGGCCUUUUGCCAUGUAUCAAUCAAUUGGUACUAAUUUGACAAUUUCGACGCUAUUAAAUUCCAGUUUUAGACUUUAUUCUGCCUAUUUUGCUACUGACUGGCCACAUCCUGCUAAUAUUACGAUACUUUGUUUAGAUCAGGCAAGGACACAUACAGUAACCGUUCAGUUUUAUGGGUUAACUGCCGGUAACCUAACUCUGUCUUGUAUAUUCAAUACAUUAAUAUUUGUAGCACAAGACGUAGCCUUUGGCAAUAAUUCUGUCGUGAAUAGUACAGGAUUUAUUGUUGAUGAUGUAUGCAUUUUUGAAGUAUAA